AGUCUGCGAGCCUUUCAUUUUGUUAUCUCCAGGAUUCUGAUCCCUCGCACUCAAUCUCUCGACGUCAUUCUUCCUCUUGAUCUGUGGAUUAUGGUUCAUGCUAUUUCCAACGUUCCUCUGGAUUUCUCUUAUCUUCUCUUCGGUGUCUUUAUGACAUAUGGAGAUACUAGUUAUCCUGGUCCCCUUCCCUUUGGUCCUUCAAUCACCCAACUUGUUAUUCGACUUGGCAUUCCUACCUCCUCCUUCCGCACUGAACUUAGUGCUCGAUUCCUAUCCAUCGAUCAAGUUCUUGACCAGUUGGAGCUUGCAAACGAGGGGGAGAUGGCUGCUGAUGAACCUGAAGAGGAGGAUGCUGACAUGAUCAACGACAUAGAUGUUGUGCCUGAAGCGAUUCCUGAAGAGAAUCCUGAAGAAUAUCCUGUGGCAGGAGAAGAUGUGGAGAAUGUCAUUGAAGAUAUGGAUGAUCUUGAUGGUGACUCUCUCGAUCAGUUCGCUGCAGCACUAGCCUUUGUUGAAGAGGGUUUUUACGUUGCUGCUGCUGCUGCUGUAGCACCUGGUGGGCUGUCUGGAGGUUUGGUAGACUACAGCUCGGAUGAUGAGUCAGUUUAGGGGGAGAACUGUUUAGGGGGCGAACUGUUUGAGAUUAACUUUCUUCUUGGGGGAGCUCUUGUCUCCAUAUGUUUACUGUUAGCUCUUUUGACUUGCUUGAUCUGGUUUGUUGGAUGCUUUAUUGUUUUGCUGGAUCUGGUUUGUUGGAUGCUUUGAAUUGCUGGAUCAAGUUUGCGAGAUGCUAGUUCGUUUUCUUUGUGUUGCUCUUGUGGUUUGCUGUGCUUUUGUGUUUUACCUCUUUUUGCAGGAUUUAUAUCAUUUGCAAUCUCUGAUCUAGGGGGAGAUUGUUGGACGAGAUCAGAGCUAAUCAUACAAGGAAAGCUUGCAAUUUUUGGUAAUUCCUUGCUUCAUCAAAGCUAAUCACCAACGACCCUCUUCUCCAACGGUCUGCUAGAGGAGGAUUAUAUAAACGCUGGUUUGCGGU
Molecule: messenger RNA, 1033 nt
Organism: Linum trigynum
Lineage: Eukaryota; Viridiplantae; Streptophyta; Magnoliopsida; Malpighiales; Linaceae
Source: the annotation of a GenBank genome assembly